AAUGUACAAGCCUUCAGGCAAGAGCACAGAGUAAGAGCUACUCAACAGAAGGGUGAGGACGGAGAGAAAGUGAAGACGCUUAGUUUCGACAUAGCUGCCAAUCUAAUCCAGCCUUGCACUUGGUAUCGACCUCUCAGCCUGCUGUGGUGUGGCGCCCAAGCAUGUCUACAGAGUUGGAGCUGCCCUUUCGGCCGGACAACGAGCUGACAGAGAUGAUGCGUCUGCGGGUUCAGUCUCUGCAGCAGCGAGGACAGAAGAGGCAGGAUGGCGAACGCCUGCUGCGGCCCAACGAAGCCGUGUACCGACUGGACUUCUCCAAACAGUCCCUCCGAUUCUCACGCUGGGUGGUGCGGCUGGCCCAGGUGGGACGCCUCACCAUCACCGCCACCUCGCAGCUCUGGACUCCUGACCUCACCAACCUGAUGACACGUCAGCUGCUGGAACCCGCCGGGACUUUCUGGAGGGCGCAGGGUGAUGCCAACGAUGCGCCGGUCCAGUGCUACGAGGCUGACGCACACGAGUUUGGUGAGAGGAUUGCCGAGCUGGCUAAGGUAAGGAAGGUGAUGUACUUCCUGUUUGCAUUUGCAGAAGGCUGCAGCCCUGAGACUGUUGACAGCUCCAUCAGCUUCAUCGUGGAGAGUUGAGACUUUGCAAUCCAAAAAGUGGAGAGAUACUUGCUACGAACUCUUUUUCUGUGCUUGUGUAUGUUUAGUUGAGAAAGAAAAGUUAAUUUUAGGUUAAACGUGUAUUUUUUUGGCAUCGACUGCUUCCCCUUGUGUGUCAAUGUCACUUCACCUGUCAACCUGUAAGG
This is a messenger RNA of Larimichthys crocea (large yellow croaker), 811 nucleotides long. It is a transcript of the gene ompb, whose product is annotated as olfactory marker protein b. The transcript has a single exon. Gene Ontology annotation, biological process: sensory perception of smell; signal transduction. The coding region runs from base 162 to 644 and encodes 160 amino acids. The record is from RefSeq and is a predicted model, not a curated record. Lineage: Eukaryota; Metazoa; Chordata; Actinopteri; Sciaenidae.